Meleagris gallopavo (turkey) is the source of this 879-nucleotide messenger RNA. The record is from RefSeq and is a predicted model, not a curated record. NCBI's taxonomy places the organism in Eukaryota, Metazoa, Chordata, Aves, Galliformes, Phasianidae.
GAGAGGGCAGAGCGCCGGAGAGCACUUUUCGCCCUACUUGAGGAGUGUUUGUGGAUUUACAUGCCAAGCCUUCAAGAUGAUGUCGAUGAACAGCAAGCAGCCGCAUUUUGCCAUGCAUCCCACCCUACCUGAGCACAAGUACCCCUCGCUGCACUCCAGCUCGGAAGCGAUCCGGAGAGCGUGUUUGCCAACGCCGCCGCUGCAGAGCAACCUCUUCGCCAGCCUCGAUGAGACACUGCUGGCUCGGGCCGAGGCUUUGGCCGCCGUCGACAUCGCCGUGUCGCAGGGCAAGAGCCACCCCUUCAAGCCGGACGCCACGUACCACACCAUGAACCCCGCGGCGCUGGGCAUGGCCCACGCGCACGGGCUGCCGGCCCACAUGGGCUGCGUGAGCGACGUGGACGCCGACCCGCGCGACCUGGAGGCGUUCGCCGAGCGCUUCAAGCAGCGCCGCAUCAAGCUGGGGGUGACCCAGGCCGACGUGGGGGCGGCCCUGGCCAACCUGAAGAUCCCGGGCGUGGGCUCGCUCAGCCAGAGCACCAUCUGCCGCUUCGAGUCGCUGACGCUGUCGCACAACAACAUGAUCGCCCUCAAGCCCAUCCUGCAGGCCUGGCUGGAGGAGGCCGAGGGGGCCCAGCGGGAAAAAAUGAACAAGCCCGAGCUCUUCAACGGGGGCGAGAAGAAGCGCAAGCGGACUUCCAUCGCCGCCCCGGAGAAGCGCUCCCUGGAGGCGUACUUCGCCGUCCAGCCCCGGCCCUCCUCCGAGAAGAUCGCUGCCAUCGCCGAGAAAUUGGACCUCAAAAAGAACGUGGUGCGGGUUUGGUUUUGCAACCAGAGACAGAAGCAGAAACGGAUGAAAUUUUCCGCCACUUAUUAGGG